Motacilla alba alba is the source of this 1988-nucleotide messenger RNA. It is a transcript of the gene CCDC65, whose product is annotated as coiled-coil domain containing 65. Gene Ontology annotation, cellular component: axoneme; axonemal dynein complex. The transcript is spliced from 8 exons. The record is from RefSeq and is a predicted model, not a curated record. Lineage: Eukaryota; Metazoa; Chordata; Aves; Passeriformes; Motacillidae. Gene Ontology annotation, biological process: regulation of cilium movement; axonemal dynein complex assembly; cilium-dependent cell motility. Bases 311 to 1777 code for a protein of 488 amino acids.
CACCCACCCACCGCCCUGCGCCCCGCCGCCGCAGCGCCCUUAUAUACCCCGCCGGCUGCUGGGCCCGCCCACGGCGGCGCCCGCCCGCCAAUCACCGCGGGGAAUCCCGGCGCGCCGGCCAAUAGCGGAGAGGCAGAAGCGGCGGGACACGCCCCGUGGGGGGUGCAGGCGCGCUGUUGCCCGCCAGGGGGAGCCCGUGCGGUCAGGGCGGAAGUGGCGCGGAGGCCCCGCCCCCCCCGCCGCCGUUGCCGGGAGACCGGAGGGACGCGGGAGCCGGGCCGGUACCGGGGCCGGUACCGGGGGCAAAGCCAUGGCGAGGCCUCGUCUCACUGCCCCCACGUCGGCCGAGGCCGAGCUGCUGCUGCUGCAGAGACAAGCGCUGGCUGAGGAGGAGGCGGCCAAAGCCAAGCGGGAGCUGCUCACUCGCUUCCUGCAGGAGAAGCUGUCCCGGGAGGAGCAGAGCAGCAGGCGGGGUCUCCACAGGGUCCGCACGCUCUGGCGCUCGGCCCAGCGCAAGGCCAAGGACCAAGAGCUGCGCCAGGACAUCGAGAUCCUCAGCCAGACCUUCACCCGGGUCAUGGACUGCAAGGAUGGCGCCAUCGAGGCGCUGGUGACGGAGCUGCAGGAGGCAGAGGAGCAGCAGAACCGAGCCCUGCGCAGCCACCUGGACCUCACGGACCGACUGCUGCACCUCCAGCGCUGCCGCCUGGGCUACCUGGAGCGGGGCUUCAGCGCCCAGCUGGGCGCCCUGAAGGCCGAGUUUGAGGCUGAGAGAAGGGCCAUGCUGGAGCAGCAAGACUGGGAGAGCCGCUGCCUGCAGGACGUGACGCUGGCCACGGAGCAGGAGCACGCCAGGAACGAGCAGGAGGCCCUGCUGAACUUCCAGAGCGCCCGGGACGACAUCAAAAACAAGUGCUGGCAGGAUCAGCAGUACAGCCGGCUGCAGCUGGGGGCCAGGCUGGAGGGGCUGUGGGAGCAGAUCCAGGCGGCGCGGAGGAGCUACGCCCAGGCCACGGAGAAGAAGAAGGUGGAGUUCGAGGAGCUGAAGAGGAAGUGUGAGAAGACUUCCUGCGAGAUUAACGCCCAGGCGAAGAAGCUGGAGAAGCUGCAGGGGCCAGAUCGCGGCUCACCUGCGGAAGAGCGAGGAGCAAACGCAGCGCAUCCGGGACGAUCGGGAACACGCCCUCCAGAAACUCCAGAAGCUCCGGGCUCAGGUCACCCAGGCCAGCGCCACGGCACACACCCACCUGGUCACGCUCUCCUGCCAGUGCAGUGCCACCCUCAAGGCGCUGCAGCAGCUGGUGGAGAGGGUGAGUCGGGCAGUGCUGCCUGGGGAUGUCCCCGUGUCGCGUGUCCUGCUGUCCCUUCCCACCUGCCCUUCCCGGCGUUUCCCCCCCAGGCCCAGCGCAUCCUACGCCUGGCUGAGAUGUGCCGCAGGCUGGAGACGGAGGAGGAGAAGGUGCUGCCCUUCUACCCGUCCUCACUGGCCGAGUGGGAGCAGCAAAAAGUCCGCAGUGUCCUGGAGGAGACGGCCAGCGAGCCCCUGGCACGGGCCAUGAAGGACUACGUGGGGCUGGAGCGCUUCUGGCAGCGCUUCAACAAGGCGAAGCUGGAGGAGAAGGGGCUGGAGAGGGCGCGGGCAGCCCUGGCAGACAGGAACCAGGAGCUGCGGGGGCUCCUCCAGCAGUACCUGGCGGGGGCUACGAUCAACCAGAAAGUGCCCAAAGAUCCCCAGCCCCUCCUUGCCAGCGAGCAAAAGCCUCAUCCCCAGAAAUGAGCCCCGCGCUGUGGGGGAGCCACGCUCAGGGACACUGGGCACCCCGAGAGUCUCUGGACACCAGGACCCCUUUCCUGGCUCCACCAGCUCCAGCUGGGGCUCCCUGGCAGAUCUGCCUGGUGUUUGGGGACUCAGGGACUGUCACUUCCUGGAUAUGCCUUAAAAGAGCAAAACUGCCUGAAAAUGUGCUCCAGGCUCUUAUUCCUGGGAU